This is a messenger RNA of Gastrolobium bilobum, 969 nucleotides long. Its product is annotated as pentatricopeptide repeat-containing protein At4g28010-like. The coding region runs from base 1 to 969 and encodes 322 amino acids. Gene Ontology annotation, molecular function: protein binding. The record is from RefSeq and is a predicted model, not a curated record. Lineage: Eukaryota; Viridiplantae; Streptophyta; Magnoliopsida; Fabales; Fabaceae. The transcript has a single exon.
AUGGUGGUGCGUGUGAGAGAUGGCACAUGCGUGUGUUUUUCCCAGGUUUACUUCGUUGAGUGCUUGGUUGAAAGUUUUGUCAACACCCAGAAGCCAAAGUUUGCAUUUGGGGUCCUGGGGUUGAUGAUAAAGCGUGGUUUUGGGGUUAAUGUUUAUAAUGUGAAUCUUGUGUUGAAGGGUUUUUGUCGAAUUGGUGAUUGUGACAAGGCCAUGUGUUUGUUUCGUGAAAUGGGGAGGAAUUGUGUGUAUCCUGAUAGUUGUAGUUAUACUACACUUAUAAAUGGAUUAUGUAAAGCAAAGCGAUUGGAAGAAGCGAGGGAUUUGUUUGAGGCGAUGAAGGUUGGGGAUUGCAGGCAGAAUUUGGUGACAUUUGGUGCUUUGAUUGAUGGUUUUUGUAAGAAUGGGGCAGUUGAUGAAGGGUUGGAUUUGUUGGAGGAGAUAGGGAAGAAGGGUUUGGAUGCAUAUGUGUUUGUGUAUAGUGCUCUCAUUAAUGGCUUUUGUAACAAAGGUGAUAUUGAGAGGGGUAAAGAACUCUUUAAUAAGAUGUUGAAAAAGAAAGUUGCUCCGAAUGUGGUUACUUAUAGCUGUUUGAUGAAUGCUCUUUGCAAGAAUGAGAAGUGGCAAAAAGCUUCCAAAAUGUUGAAUGAUAUGACGGCUAGUGGAGUUCGUCCUGAUGUUGUUGCUUAUACAGUUGUAGCUGAUGGACUUUGCAAAAAUCGGAGGGCGUCUGAUGCACUCAAAGUGUUGGAUUUAAUGAUACAAAAAGGGGAAGAACCGAAUACUUUAACAUAUAAUGUCAUCAUAAAUGGACUUUGUAAGGAAGGUCGGGUGGAUGAUGCUCACAGGAUUCUCGAAAUUAUGGCAAAGAAGGGGAAGAAACCUGAUGUUGUUACCCACAACACAUUAUUGAAAGGACUAUGUGGAGUUGGAAAAAUUGAUGAGGCAAUGUGUAAGAACCCACACCGUUAA